ACGACGUGCGAAAUAAACAGUCUAUGGCAGCUGUUGUUUAGUUUGUUAAAAAUGGAAUUGUCCUACUACAAAUACUGUGUCGUGCCUGAGUGUAAAAGUACAACUAUUAAAACGCCAAAUAAGUUAUUUAUAUAUGUUCCAAAUAACAUAAAAAUACGGAAAAAAUGGCUAACACUUGCAAGGAGAAAUGAUGCUCAUAAGUUGUCUUCAGACUCGAGAAUGCAUUUCUGUGAAGAUCAUUUUGAUUUGCCAAAUGAUAUAGUUAAUUAUAUGCAAUACCACAUUAUGGGAAAAGUAUCUCAAGUCCGUAUGAAACCAGGUUGUAUUCCAACAAAAUUUGAAUGUCAAGAAGAUAGAAGAAAACGGACGUGUGGUAGUACAGAACGUUCUUGUAUUACAAAAAGAAAAAGAAUGAUGACUAUCACAGAGUGUCUCAAGGAAUCAGAAGAAAGAUGUGCACAAAGUCAAUUUCGUAAAGGAGCUUCUGAAAUAAGUUUCCCAAAACUGGAAGAAAAUAUACAAGAAAAUUUAAGUAAGCACUCUGAAGACAAAUCUGUUCAAGUUGUCAUAAAACCCAAAUUUAGAAGUAAAGCAAUCCAAUGUGAAAUCCUUUCACCAGGCAUUAUCGCCUUUGAGACUGUUAAAGUUGAAAGAUAAGUGUUUGAACUCCAGGCCUUACAACAAGGUUUUAGAAACAUUAUGAAAAAUAAAUUGAUUGCAUAAGAGUAUUGGGACAGUGAUAUUUCUUGAUGUAUUCGAUCUGGAACCACCAAGCAACAGCACACAUUGAACAACAAAUUCAUAUGUUUGUUCUUCUCAUAAAUGUCACUUUUCUUGGGUGCACCCAUAUAAUAUCUCACCAUGGACCUGAGAAAAGUGAUGAUGGGUGUGAACACAGUGUUUCUCAAAUUUGUCAUUCUACAUAAGCAGUAUUUAUUGGUAUUGUCCAUUUUUUACAAAUUAUUUUGUUUUCUUUCUAUUGAUUUGUUUGAAGAAUAUAAUUAUUAAAACUUCAGAUACUGUAAUUUAUACAGUUAUUAAAUAGAGGAAAAGCCUUGAUUUUAUAUUGGUGUUCAAAAUUUCUGUUACUAUUUGAUUGAUUUAAUAAAAUAGAAAUUAAAUAUUCCCGAUCAUAAUUUAUUAAUUUUGUUUGAAACAAAUUUUUUUAAAUGAACCAUGAUGGUGAUUUAAGCAAGGUAUAUUUAAAAUUUAUACAUUUUCAAAUUUGUUAAAAAUUUGUAAUUAUUGUAAUAGUCUGUGCAUUAGUUGAUUUACAUAACUCUAUAAUACAAUAAAACAAAUGAAAAGUAAGGUUUGCUUUUUUUUUCAAUUUAUAUUAUUAUUUUUCCAACACUUUAAUAUGUAUGACACAUGUCAUAUUUCAACUUUUUAUUUUUUGAAUGUAGCUACUCUGAAUUAGCUACAAAGAACAUACACUUUUAUAACCGACUUCAAAAAAGGAUGGUUAUUAAUUCGAGGUGUUUCUACGUAAUUUCGUCAGAAUAUUCAUAUAUGUUUAGAGAUGGAAUUUUACCCGGAAAAAGCUCAGGAAAAUUCCCAAUUGGGAAAAUAUCCGGGUUUUUCAUUUAAUACAGUUUUAAGUAGAAUAUAUGUUUAUGAUGUUACACAUAUGAUGUUACAUUUAACACAAUAUUGUUUUGAAGUAUUCGAUUUCAGUUUUUAUAGUGAUUAGAAAUAUAUAUAUACAUAUAUUAUUAAGAAGUAUAUAAUAUAUAUAUACAUAUCAUACGUGUAACAUCAUAAACAUAUCGCACACCUAGAUCUAAACUAAGACAACUCAAAAAAGUAAUGUGGAUGUCUGACAAUACAUUUGUUUACGUGGCAGGAACGCG
This is a messenger RNA of Diatraea saccharalis (sugarcane borer), 1853 nucleotides long. The record is from the annotation of a GenBank genome assembly. Lineage: Eukaryota; Metazoa; Arthropoda; Insecta; Lepidoptera; Crambidae.